Messenger RNA from Ustilaginoidea virens, 3705 nucleotides. RefSeq lists its product as uncharacterized. Gene Ontology annotation, cellular component: cell septum; cell periphery. The record is from RefSeq and is a predicted model, not a curated record. Lineage: Eukaryota; Fungi; Ascomycota; Sordariomycetes; Hypocreales; Clavicipitaceae. Gene Ontology annotation, molecular function: chitin synthase activity. The coding region runs from base 1 to 3705 and encodes 1234 amino acids. The transcript has 2 exons.
AUGUCUUUUCCCGAACCUCCGGGAGGUAGCCCGGUCUACGAGCAACCGAACACGUACCGGAACUCACCCUCCCGACGGCCCCGGCCCCGGCCCAACGACAUCGAAAGUGGCCUUCAUCCUGUCCCCAGAGCUGGGCAUCAACGUGGGAUAUCCGCCUCCUCACUUGCCCAGACUAUUUCCAACCCUAAUGCCGUUGCAGAGACUGCCCCUCUGUCACCCGCGCGUGCUGUCGCAAGCCCUUCGCCACAUAGUCCAGAUCACUCCUUUAAUCGCAAGAGAAGUCUCAUCCGUCCGGAGCGGAACAGAAUCGGAAAAGACCACAGGAACUAUCACUAUCUCAAGCAUGCCGCCAACAUGGACACCAUGCCCUCCUCCACGGGCAAUGAUCCCCUCAUGGAAGGUUUCGAGGCAUCCACAGAGCAAUCAGGCGAUUCUCAAGCCAACGGCAGCUUCUCCGAAAGCGGUCUCUCGGGAGGCGUUCAGAGUCGGCAGACGAGCGGCGACCACGAAAAGUCCCGCGUUCGCGCCAGGCCGCGGCCGCAACCGCAUCGCAGCAAAUCCAGCAAAAUCACAAAGUCUGGCAGGAGAGAAAAGUCGCGCAAGAAGAAGCCCGACAUUCCCGAGCAGAUACGACCCCCGAGCGCCUGGAACGUCUACUGCGCCAUUGUCACCUUCUGGUGCCCCGACUUCAUCUUGAAGUGCUGCAGCAAACCCACAAAGGCUCAGCGCCGGGCCUGGCGCGAAAAGAUGGGCCUCAUCAGCAUCAUCCUCGUCAUCAUGGCCAUUGUCGGUUUCCUCACUUUUGGUUUCACCGCUACCGUGUGUAGCAGCCCGCCAGAGAGGUUGAGAAUCAACAGGGUGACGGGUGGCUACAUGAUUUUUCACGGCGUCGCGUACGACUUGUCGAAUUCCCACCAUCCUCCUGCUGAAGGCAUUCCGCUUCGGCAGGACCGAAAAGGUGCCAACGUUUUGUACGAUCUUCCCGAAAAGCACGCCGGCCAGGAUGGCAGUUUUCUUUUCCAAAACGUCAACGGCCACUGCAAGGGCCUCAUCACCAGGACGCAGGACUCUGACAUUCCGACAAACUCGAAUUCCGACCUCGCUUGGUACUUCCCCUGCACCACGCUCAACCAAGAUGGCUCCAGCAAACCCAACUUUACCAACCCGUACUAUCUCGGCUACGCUUGCCAUACCUCUUCCAACGCUCGAGAUGCUUUCUACCUGGGCCUUAGGGGAACUGCUGACGUGUACUUUACGUGGAGAGACAUUCGCAACGUCUCUCGUAAUCUCGUUGUAUAUUCUGGCAGCGUUCUCGACCUCGACCUGCUCAACUGGUUCAACGAGACCGAGGUCGUCGUUCCCGAUCGGUUCAAGGUGCUGAGAGACACGAACAGUGCGGUCAACAGGGCCAUCCGCGGCCGCGACGUCACGCGCAUGUUCCAGUCGUCGGGCGACAAGCAGGUGGCCCAAUGUCUCGAGGAGAUUACGCGCGUUGGCUUCGUCGACACCGAGACUGUCGGGUGCAUCGCCUCCAAGGUCGUCUUGUACUGCGCUCUUAUCCUGAUCUUGUCCGUUGUCGGCACGCGGUUUGUUCUGGCACUGAUCUUCCAGUGGUUCAUCUGCCGCAAGUACGCCGCCGACAAGACGUCGCAAACGUCGGAUCGAAGGAAGCGUGCCAAGCAGAUCGAAGACUGGUCUCAAGACAUUUAUCGCGCUCCUCCUCGACUGCCGGGCGACGUGGGCAGCUCCGCCAUGGGGUCCGACAGAACAAGCAAGCGAGGGUCGUCAUUUCUGCCCACCACCUCCCGCUUCUCGGCCGUCUACGGAGCCGAUUCCCGUCCCGGAGGCGGCCGACCCAAGCCCACGACCAUGUCGAGCCAAGGACCCGGUAGCUCUCUGCUCAACCCGAACCCCAUGUACAGACAGGCCAACGAGAGCCGCGCCAGCUUCUUGCGCUCCGAUCCCUACUCCAGCCCCGCAAGCCCCUCGGACGGGCCCGGUCCUGCUGGCUUCAUACACGACGCCGUCGUGCCGCAGCCGCCGUCGGACUGGAUGCCCUUUGGGUUCCCGCUGGCGCAUACGAUGUGCCUGGUGACGGCUUACUCGGAAGGCGAGGAAGGCAUCCGCACAACGCUCGACUCCAUCGCCACGACCGACUACCCCCACAGCCACAAGGCCAUCGUCAUGAUCUGCGACGGCAUCAUCAAGGGCAAGGGCGAGGCUGUCUCGACUCCCGACGUUUGCCUGGGCAUGAUGAGGGACCACACGGUUCCGCCGGAACUGGUGGAGCCGUUUUCCUACGUGGCCGUCGCCAGCGGCUCCAAGCGCCACAACAUGGCCAAGGUCUACUGCGGGUUCUACGACUACGGCACCAAGAGCCGCAUCCCCGCGGAGCGGCAGCAGCGGGUGCCCAUGAUGCUCAUUGUCAAGUGCGGGACCCCGGACGAGGCGGACCAGGGCAAGCCCGGCAAUCGCGGAAAGCGCGACAGCCAGAUCAUUCUCAUGUCCUUUUUGCAAAAGGUCAUGUUUGACGAGCGGAUGACGGAGCUCGAGUAUGAAAUGUUCAACGGACUCUGGAAGGUGACGGGCAUCUCGCCGGACUACUACGAGAUCGUGCUCAUGGUGGACGCGGACACCAAGGUGUUCCCGGACAGCCUGACGCACAUGGUCUCGGCCAUGGUCAAGGACCCGGAAAUCAUGGGCUUGUGCGGCGAGACCAAGAUUGCCAACAAGCGGGAGAGCUGGGUGACUGCCAUCCAGGUGUUUGAGUACUUCAUCUCGCACCACCUUGCCAAGUCGUUCGAGUCGGUGUUUGGCGGCGUGACGUGCCUGCCCGGCUGCUUCUGCAUGUACCGCAUCAAGGCGCCCAAGGGUGGCCAGAACUACUGGGUGCCCAUCCUGGCGAACCCGGACGUGGUGGAGCACUACUCGGAGAACGUGGUGGAGACGCUGCACGAGAAGAACCUGUACCUGCUCGGCGAGGAUCGAUACCUGACGACGCUCAUGCUGCGGACGUUUCCCAAGCGGAAGCAGGUGUUUGUCCCGCAGGCCGUGUGCAAAACCACGGUACCCGCCAAGUUUAUGGUUCUGCUCUCCCAGCGACGUCGGUGGAUCAACUCGACCAUCCACAACCUGAUGGAGCUGGUUCUGGUUCGAGAUUUGUGCGGGACGUUUUGCUUUAGCAUGCAGUUUGUCGUGUUUGUCGAACUGGUGGGCACACUGGUUCUUCCGGCUGCCAUUGCCUUUACCUUUUACGUCGUCAUCACUUCCAUCAUCAACUCACCGCCGCAAAUCAUCCCUCUUGUUCUGCUCGCCCUCAUUCUGGGUCUCCCGGGUCUCCUCAUCCUGAUCACGGCCCACUCGUGGUCUUACGUGGUCUGGAUGUUGAUCUACCUGGUGUCCCUUCCCAUCUGGAACUUUGUUCUCCCGACAUAUGCCUUUUGGAAGUUUGACGACUUUUCCUGGGGCGACACGCGUAAGACGGCGGGCGACAAGGUGAAGAAGGCAGGUAUUGAGUAUCAAGGCGAAUUCGACAGCAGCAAGAUCACCAUGAAGCGAUGGGCCGAGUUUGAGCGUGAAAAGCGAGCCAGGUUUGCGAAUCAGGGCCAGGUCCAGGGUGCAAGAGACAAUGUCGCCGGGGGACCGGGCAGUUGGGCAUCGCCUUUGAACCAGCUCCCUCAGGACAGCUACUACUCUGACGCCUGA